ACUGUCUGAAAAAUGUGUUUUUCUUUCAUAGAGACCAAAAUGCUUUGAAUCUUCAUUUUGCCAUCUUCUUCUUUUUCUUCAUCUCAAUUAUAGGUGCAAAUUUAUAAUUUAUGGGAAAUACUGAAUCAACAUACAAUGAUGACUAUUGGCAUCAACACCCUUCCUUCGCAGGAAGUCAACCUGCAUCCUACUCUGGGAGUGGGAGUUCAAUGGAUCAGAAUUACGGACCUAGGCAGCAAUCAACAACUAUAGCUGACAAUUUCAACUCUUUGGCAGAGGUUAUAUCAGCUUUGAGAGAGGCAGGACUUGAAUCAUCGAACCUAAUACUUGGUGUUGACUUCACAAAGAGCAAUGAGUGGACAGGAAGGUAUUCAUUCAAUAGGAGAAGCCUUCAUGCAAUUGGCAGCACACCCAAUCCUUAUGAGCAAGCAAUAUCUAUCAUUGGCCAGACUUUGUCACCUUUUGACGAAGAUAAUUUGAUACCUUGUUUUGGAUUUGGUGAUGCAUCAACACAUGAUCAAUAUGUAUUCAGUUUUUAUCCUGAUCAUCGAUAUUGUCAUGGUUUUGAGGAAGCUCUUGCACGGUACAGAGAGAUUGUUCCAUUCUUAAAAUUGUCAGGUCCAACUUCAUUUGCACCAAUUAUUAAGGCGGCAAUUGACAUUGUAGAGCGAAGCAAUGGGCAAUAUCAUGUGCUUGUCAUUGUUGCUGAUGGCCAGGUUACUAGGGAUCCUGAUACACCUCCUGGAAGAUUUAGCCCACAAGAAGAAGCUACCAUAAAUUCUAUUGCUUCUGCUAGCCAUUACCCCCUCUCAAUUAUUUUUGUUGGUGUGGGGGAUGGACCAUGGGAUGCAAUGCAACAAUUUGACGAUAACAUUCCCCAACGUGCUUUUGACAACUUCCAGUUCGUCAACUUUACAAAGAUUAUGUCUGAGAACAAAGAAUCAUCAAAAAAGGAAGCAGCAUUUGCGCUUGCUGCCCUCAUGGAAAUUCCACAUCAAUACAGGGCCACUAUAAAUCUUCGUCCUGUCAAUAGAGAACUAGAUAAUGGUUCGCAUAUAAGGCCACUUCCACCUCCACGUGAAGUGAUUGAUCAUGACAAUGCAGUUAAAUCAAUCCCACUCAGGAUAAUUUUUGAAAAAGUUGAACCUGCAGUCCCAGUGGCAGAACCAGUCUGCCCUAUCUGCUCAACAAAACCAAAGGACCUGGCUUUCGACUGUGGUCAUACGGUAAACUUGCAAGGAUUGUGGUUCAACCAUUUCAUCAUGCCCCGUGUGUCAGCAGCCAAUAACAACACGCUUGAGACUGUUUACAUGAUUGAGAGAUUGCUUUCUAUGAUGUUGAAUGUCUUGUACGUAUGUCAAAGACGUACAACGAAAAACGAAAUUCCCAUAGAACAAAGCAGUGUGUACAAUAUAGUAUGUGCUCAGGCAGUCUUUUACUAGAUAAAUUUGAUAAAUUUGGUGAAGUGAGUAAUGUUUUAAAUAAUUAUACUGUGUUGAUCUAACACGUGGUGGCUUACUGACCACCCCAAUGAAGAAGUGUUCGGACACUUAAAACCUAGUUCUAUACUCAGGUUUCCCUUAUUCGAAAUUCCCUACUAUCAAAUAAUAACAAUAAUAAUAAUAAUAAUUAUACUAUUUU
This is a messenger RNA of Rubroshorea leprosula, 1641 nucleotides long. NCBI's taxonomy places the organism in Eukaryota, Viridiplantae, Streptophyta, Magnoliopsida, Malvales, Dipterocarpaceae. The record is from the annotation of a GenBank genome assembly.